CUGUCAGACGACCGACAGCGAAGCCCUUGCAUGAGGCGGGAAAGAGAGUUUUUCUAGAAGUUGACCUCUAAGCAGCAUAAGGUAAAAACUUUCUUAGGCAGCAAAGUGGUACCAACGAAAAAGAGGGCCUUGCCAGAGACCGGCCGCCUCGGUUGCCGCUACGUGGUCUGGCAAAAGAGGUUCUCCAUGUCUCCGCAAGACCCAAACGAGCUAUGUUUCGAGACUCAAGCGGCUAACUUUUUUUCCGUGCUUGUCGAGGCUCCGUUUGACGGAUCUCUUCCUUCCUCGUCGGCCCCCAUAAAAAGCGCGACUGGUGCGUUCGCGCCUGGUUCGGCUCGCGUGUCUCGUCGCCACCGUCCUCUCUCAGAGGAAGAAAUACCGUUUUCCACCACAAGUGAUUUUGUCGGAAGGGGAAAAAUACUGUUCCGUGACCCUAUUGAGGGACGUUGGGAAAGGACAGGGAAAGCGAGAGUGCGUCCACACUGCGAUGCUGAUCGCAGCUCACGCUCCAAGUGUACACACACUCGACGGCGCUGCGUAAAAGGCGACACCGGCGGACACGGGAGGGUCCACUUUUCUUUCUUUGUGUUUUUCACGUUCUUUGCAUUUGCAGAUUGGCGCGCGGUUUUUGCUAACUUUCUCUUCCUCUCGGAGUGCGUUUAAACCGGUUUCCCCCUCGUUUUCUCCCAUUCUCUCUCAACUUCCCCUGCUGUGCUUCUGUCCAUUUCCCCCGUCCUCAGCGUUCGCUCAAGUGAGGCAUCAUGGAGGCAGACACGCCGCCUGUUCCUGGGACCAGCUCGCAGAGCCUCGGAGGUUCUUCUCCAGGAUCGACUUGGGGAGCAUCGGGGACAUUUACAGCGUCUCGCCUCCACGGCCCAUUCGCCUCUUCUCAUUUGCCGUUCAACGGCCAUUCGCAUUCGUCCUCCCUCUCGUCGUCUCCUGUUCCGCUUCCCAGCGCGAGCUCGUCCUCCGUUGCCGCACCUCUUCUUGGAGCUUUUCAGCAUUCUUUCUCUUCCCCGUCUGUGUCAAAUUCUCUUCUCCCUUCCCUUUCCUCGUCUUCGUUUUCCUCUCUCUCGUCGUCUGCGUCACCGUCUCUGCAUGCCUCCUCGUUUCCUCCUGCGUUCUUUUCUGGAGAGCAUCUCUCCAUGGCUCCGUCUUCGCCGUCUCUCCCUCCUUCCUCUUUUCCUCUCGGCAGUGCCUCGCCGGCAGGGUGGACCGCGCAGAGUCUACAUGCGCCCAGACAGUCUGGAGAAACGGGAGGAGAAGUCCAGAGAGAGCCUCGCCAGUCUGCGUGCAGCGAAAGCUCCUCUGGAGUCUCUCGGCGACGCACGAGGGAAGAGACUUCUCGCAUGGCUCCCAUCUUUGCGGCGGGCAAAACGGCGAAUGCCGAAGAUGAAGCAAGAGAGGAAGAAGUCGCAAGGGCAUCGCAUGCAGGCCAUGAAUGCCCCAUCUGCCUGGAGAAAUUCGAAUGCGGAGAAAUGCGCAGGCCCAAAGUCCUCACAUGCGGCCAUUCGAUCUGCUUCUUGUGCAUCCUGCGAAUUCUUUCAACCGGCGACGGCUCUGCGGGGACGGCGCUUCACCCGCGCAGGGUCUCCCCUGCCUCGGCCUCUUCGUGUUUCUUCCUGGGGAUGUUCGGCGAGGCCUCGGGAAGGCAGCGAGGCCUCACAGGGGACGAGGAAUUCGACGCCUGCAUGCGCAGUGCUGCUCACUGCUCCUUCUUCCAGUGCCCAUUGUGUCGCCAGGAGUCUCGAAUCGCAGCGGACAACCUCGCCCUCCUUCCCUCAGGCGACGCGCAAAUUCCGAAGGCGAGGCGACAGGGAGAACGGAGGACGACGCAGGGCGCGUUCGGCGCGUCUGCAGAGGCCAAACAGAGAAGACCGACCGAGGGGAACCUCCACCGGGUGAAGCGUCCCCUCUGGACGGAUGCCCAGCAAGAGAACAGAGACUCCAGAACAUACUGCAAGCAACACCCGAACGAGGCGACCGUCGCGUACUGUCGCCUGUGUGGACUUCUGGUCUGCUCGCUCUGUUUCGCGGGAGAAGACUCGCCUCACUAUCUCCACCCGCGGACGUCGCUCGCCUGCGCGGUUGCCCUCGUCGCGGACCUCUCCAACGCGGUCCUCCUCCGCUUGAAGCAGGCGGCCGAGAGGCUCCGCUCGAACGUCCAGAGACGCCUCCGCGUCGAACAGAUGCUCGAGGAUGCAUACAGAUUGGCUUUUCAGCGAGGCGUUCAGCGUGUGGAGGAGCUACGAUGUCACCUGGAGACCUACGUCACUUGCGCAGCAUCUUGUCUCGCUGACGCCUUGAGUUCUUCUCGCGCACAAAGCUUGGAAAUGCACCGACGUCGCAGACAAGAAGAAGAGAGACUUCUCAGAGUAGCUUCCACUGCCGCUGUCGGUCUCGAGUCACACGUCGCGCGUCUUCUAUCCGCUUCUUCCUCUUCUUCUUCUUCCUCUUCUUCUUCUUCCUCUCUCUCGUUGACACCGCUUGCUUCUUCAUUCUCCUUCCCCGUGGAGGGAGAGAACAGGGAAGAGAUGGCAGCGCUCUCUUCUGGAGAAGGCCAGCCGUCGGCGAGAGAUUCGCCUCCUGUCACUGGCAGACCUGCGAAGCGCGCGAACGCGGGUGCAGUUGGCCCUGCAUGCGCUUCUUCCGCAGCCUCUGCUCCGUCUUCGUCUGCGACUGACCUUCCGUCGGCUUCGCCUGGGAGUUCGGAGGCAAGGGGAGGCGUCUGCGAGGCGCGCGUUCGAGUGCUUGCCUCUCUGCUUCCAGCGCUUCGGUACGCAGAAGCGGCCGAGCGUUUUGUGCAGCAGACGAUGGGGGAGGAGCAUGCGCGAGAAGAAGAGAGAGAAGAGGAAAUCGCAGCGAGGUGCGAAACUCUUCUCCACACGCGACUCGAGUCCCUCCAGCAUCUCGCCGGGGACCUUGCCGUCCUCUGGAAGACCCCGCGCGGUCGAGCGCCCACUCAGCAGCAGCAGACAGAAGGAGGAGAAGGAAGACAAAGAGCGCGGACGAGGACGGGGACAGAGAGCACUGACGGAGAGAGAACAAGAGGAAGAAGAGAGACUGAAGGAGGGAGCAAUCGCAACUGUGACGACAGUUGGAGAAAGAAGCGCGACAGAGGUGAAGAAGAGGAGAGAGAAGAAGAGGAUAGAGAAGAAGAAGAAAUGGACGGUAUGGAAGGUGAGGGCGGUGACCUGGACUUCGUCACGAGCUCGGAAAGAGGAGGAAACGACAAAGAAGAGAAGAAGGUAGCGGAAGCAACGACGGACAACAUGCUGACAAGGGACAGGAGACAGAUGGUGGAAGACUCCUGUGCGGAUGGAACGAGCAAGGGAGGAAACGCGAAAUCCAACAGAGCCUUCUCCCGCAUCCCAUACGAUGUCUGUCUACAAGGCGGACUCGUCCUUCCCCUUUUGGAACUUGUCUAUCGCGACUGGCCUCGCGAUUCGUUGCAUUCAACUCAUUCUGAAAACUCUCGCGGCUCUUCUCUUCCUCCUCCUCCAUCGGUGGCGGUUUCACAAACACAUCGCUCUUUAUCUCCAGCUUCUGCUUCCCCCUCUUCUUCUUUCUCUUCUUCUUUCUCUUCUUCUUUCUCUUCUGUCUCUUCGUCUGGGGUUUGCGAAAGCCGCGCUUCGUUCGCGUCCGGACAUGCUGUUUCGUCUGCUUCUUUUUCUUUGGGUUCUUCCUCUUCUCUGCCCUCGUUUUCAUCUGCUGUGGCUUCUUCGUCACUCUCCUCAAGUUCGUCUGUUUCGUCUUCUUUUUCUUCCUCCUUUCCACUUCGUGACUCAUCUCCACCCGCUUCCUCUCCUUCGUCUUCCGCGUCUUCUCUUCCCUUUUCUUCUUUCUCUCCGCCGUCUCUGUAGCUGUUUUUCUCUUCGUUCUACCUCGCGGCCUGCUCACACCUCAGUUUCCUUGUGAGUUUUCCACUGCCCCGCCGCUCCGCCCGCGUUUUUUCUCCGGACUCUCUCCGUUCUCCCCUGUUGCUUUCGACGCCAACCAAGAGAGCGGAGACAGGCGGAAAAGGACUUUUUCUGGGGAGUGCAUACGCCGAGCUGAACUGAGGAAUUUUGGGGGGUCGGUUUUCUUUCUUUUCGCCUGCUGCUAUGCGAAUCUGCGGAUCUGUGAAUGCACACGGAUGCGUCGCCACGCAGAAAAGGAUCCCAGAGUGCCCUGCACCCUGCCCUUGUUCGACGAAGCGCAGAUAUCGGACUGAAAACGGUUCCGAGAAGACUCUCCAGAUAAAUCCCUGACUCAAAACGAAAUACUUUCACACCGGACGGAACUGAAGAGCUGUACGCCCCUGAAGGCGUCUCGUACAGACGGAAAGUCGGAAACAGGCUCCCAAAAGAGUGAAUAUGGGAAGCGAGCUGUCAGGAAGACCAAGGGCGACUCACGACUGCUGUUCAAAUGUCUGCUUCUCUCAAGACACGAAAUGUGAGUUUAAUUGUCUGAGUGGGCGCCUUUCCUCCGUGGUUCACCCUAGACGUUGCAUUCAACCUCUGGCAUUUGGAAGGAAUCUGUUUCUCUUCUCAGACAGCCAAAGGGUGCGCCUUCACGACGAAUGCUGCAUUGUGACGCAACUCGCUUUUCAGACGAAGGUUCAGCGUUUCGCUUUUCAACGGACCGCACUCGAAGAAUCAGAAGAAAACGCGCAGAAAAGCAUCUGCGUUUGAGAGCUUGUAAGAGCCUGCUCGCGACCAGUG
Toxoplasma gondii ME49 is the source of this 4703-nucleotide messenger RNA. RefSeq names its product zinc finger, C3HC4 type (RING finger) domain-containing protein. The record is from RefSeq and is a predicted model, not a curated record. The transcript is spliced from 7 exons. Bases 762 to 3863 code for a protein of 1033 amino acids. Gene Ontology annotation, molecular function: zinc ion binding. NCBI's taxonomy places the organism in Eukaryota, Apicomplexa, Conoidasida, Eucoccidiorida, Sarcocystidae.